Molecule: messenger RNA, 3588 nt
Organism: Hevea brasiliensis (rubber tree)
Lineage: Eukaryota; Viridiplantae; Streptophyta; Magnoliopsida; Malpighiales; Euphorbiaceae
Product: cuscuta receptor 1
Exons: 9
Coding region: 2092-3414 (440 amino acids)
Cellular component (GO): plasma membrane
Molecular function (GO): protein binding
Source: RefSeq, a predicted model, not a curated record
AAGAGCAGUUACAAGUUGUUAGUUUGUAAAGAUUAGUUGUUAAACUUGUAAAGCUUCUUGAUAUAAGGAGCAGAGUUUGUAGAAUGAGGGUUAUGAAUAGAAUUACAGACUUAAGACUCUUCUUUUUCCCUCUGAGAUUCUCUUUCUUUCUUCUCUGAGUCUCUCUCUGUCUUCCUUUCUUCAUUUCUAUGAGAUUCGCAACAAUGGUAUCAGAGCUGGUUUAUUCUUGGCCAUGGAUUGAAAGUUGCUCUCAAGAAUCGAAUUAGGUUUCUUUCCCUGAAAUUUCUCUCUCUUUUCCAUCUCUAAAUUUAUUGAAUUUCUUGUUCUACUCUUUCUUGUUCUCUCUGGAAUUUCUUGAGUCAAUUCUUUUUUUCAACUUUCUUUUCUUGAACCUUUCCUUAGUUCCAUUUUCUUUCAUCUUUCCCUGUUGUUCCAUUUCUCGUCUGCAACAAGAACCAUGGACCAUUUUCCUUUUGAAAUCACAAGAACAUUGUUGGAAUUGAAUGAUAGAAGAUGCAAGGGUUUCUGUUUGUAGUCUGAAGAAACUUAUUCAGUGAGCCACAAUCAUUCUAAGGCCCCAUUAUUUGUGACCAUCAUUAAUGAAGAAGAAGAUCAACAGGAGUUUGUGCAAAUUCAGGGUGCAAGUGAGCUAGAAAAUCAAAUGAAUCACAAUUUGUAGCUGUUGAAACUUGUGAAAAAGAAGAUGAGCAUCUAGAGAUUGCAGAAAAAGUGAAUGCUGUGAUUUCGGAUCCAGUCAAACUUAAGUCUGAAUCUCAAUUUAUAGCUGCUGAAACUUGUGAAUCUUGUCUUUUUGAUGUUAUGACACUGGAUUCAGUUGAUAGUAUGCAGUUAGAAGAGGAGUCUGCUGAAAAUACAGAAUCAAAGGAGGCCAGGAAUGUUGAAAAGUGAAGGAUUUGAGGGAAUUGGGAAGUGGAGAUGAGGAGGCAAAGGUUGGCUUGAUCGAAUUAGUUCUCUCAAAACCUUGCGAGAGGGAAAAUAAAUGGAAAUGUGGAGCUUGUUCAAGAGAAAGAUAAUGAAGUGUCUUCAGUGUGUGUAGAGGAGACACAGAAGAGUAAUGAACCUGAAAUGGCGGUAAUGAAUGAGGACUUUCAGGGGGAUUACAAUAGGAAUGAUGAAUGUCAAGAAAGGACCAGUGGUUCAUUGCUAAAUUCCAUGAAUAAUGACGGUUUAAUUAAAAGGAAUGAUUUGGAUGAGGUUAUGAUGGAUUCUGUUGACAGUCUGCAGAAGAAGAGAAGCUCAAUGCCUGUUGAUGAAGGUGGAUUUUUUAAAAAUGUGAUGUACCGUGAUCUCAAGCCAUAGAAUUUCUUGCUGGCUAGCAAGGAUGAGGGAGCCAUGUUGAAGGCCACUGAUUUUGGAUUAUCUGUGUUCAGUGAAGAAGAGAAAAAGAAACUGAUCGAUAAUGAGAAGAUUAAGUGCAGAUGAAACAAAUGUUCAGUGGAGAUUCAACUGGGUAUUUGAGUAGGAUCAAAUGCAUGAUGAAGUGAAAUUGUGCCCUGCAAGAGUUCAGUUCAAUUAGCUGAGAUUCCUUAGAGAGGAAAGUGCUCAACCAUCCAGCUGUUAGCCAAAUAGUUCAUCCUAUUAUCUUAGAUUCAUAAUCAAAAUGACAUCAUUUUCCACAAACAACAAAGUCUUUUAUUCUGCCUUAAAAAAAUGGCAAGAGAAAGUGUUGUUGGCAGUCCAUAUCAGAUUCACACUUCCACACAAGACUUGACUUAGUUAAAGCAAACAAAUUCUUUUAUUUUGCCGUGUUAAAAAUGCAAGAAAAAGUGAUGCUGGGCAGUCCAUAUCAGCUUCACCCUUCCACAGGAGACUUGACUCGGUUAUAAAGCAAACAAAUUCCAAAGACUUGCCAAUCUUCCUAUGCUAUUUUACUCAAAAGCCCAUAUAAUAGUCAACAAAUGCACUUUAUCCAUUGACUAUAAAGUGACCCAUCAUGAUCAAUGGUUAGAAUAAUACCAUUGUGCAUACAAUGGUUGCACUCAAUAAUUUUCUCCAUUUUAAACAUAUGAUGAGUGGUGGAACAUUUGCCAAGUAGUUGAUCAAGAGAAAUAUCUGCGUAAAAAUACUGAAAUGAGGGUAAUUAAGCAGCUGUUGGUUGCUUUAGUAAUAGCUUCAUUAUUAGAGGGAUGGUGGAGCUGUGAUGGUUGUUUGGAUGAUGAGAGAAAUGCUCUUUUACAACUCAAGGCUUCUUUCAAUAAUCCUCUUGAAAUAUCACUCUCUUCUUGGGGUAUAUAUACUGAUGACUGUUGUAAAUGGGAAAACAAUCACUGCAACUCCACCACAGGACGAGUUUCCCAACUCACUAUUUGGAGCAAUGGUUGGUAUUUAACAGAUUGGUACUUCAAUGCCUCUUUGUUUCUUCCCUUCCAAGAAUUGACGAGUCUUAGCUUACUACACAGUUUUAUUGAUUGUGUUGAGAAUGAAGGUUUUGAAAGAUUAGAAAGUCUCAACAAGUUGGAGUUUCUUGAUUUAGAUAGAAGCUGGUUCAACAACAUGAGCAUAUUAUCAUCUAUUGGCCAUCUUUCAUCUUUAAAAUCAUUAAGUUUAGCCUACAUCGGAUUGGAAAGUGUAACUGAUAUUCAAGGACUAUCAAGACUCGAAAAUUUGGAGUUUCUUGAUUUGUCAUACAACAACUUCAACGAUAGUAUCAUACCAUCUUUAAGUGUCUUUCCAUCUUUAAAAUCAUUAAAUUUAGCCUACAACAGAUUGGAAAGUGUAACUAAUUUUCAAGGGCUAUCAAAACUUGAAAAAUUGGAGUUUCUUGAUUUGUCACACAACAACUUCAACAGUAGUAUCACACCAUUUUUUAGUGACUUAUCAUCUUUAAGAUCAUUAUAUCUAUGGGACAAUAUACUCACAGGAACGAUUGAUAUUAAAAGAGUAUCGAAACUUGGAAAUUUGGAAUUUCUUGAUAUAAGUUUUGACAACGUCGGCAAUGGUUUCCUAUCAUCCUUUGUUGAUCUUCCAUAUUUAAAAAAAUUAUUUCUGUAUCAACGUGGAUUGAAAGGACUAAUCGAUAUUCAAAAAUUAAGUAAUGGAACAAGCUUAAAGUUCUUGAAUUUAGCUGGCAAUGAAAUUGAAUCCCUUAAAUCAUUCCAAGGUGGUGGUAAAGAGUUACAGAAGCUGAGCAAUUUGGAAUAUCUUGAUUUGAGCUAUAAUCGCCUGGAUAACAAUAGUCUAUCAUCUCUUAGGAGACUUUCAUCUCUCAAGUUUUUGAAUAUGGAAUACAAUCUCUUAGAAGGAUUAAUAAAUAUGGAAGAUAUGAGACUCGUCAGGAAUUUGAGUGCUCUUUUCCUUGAUAACUUUUCCUUGAUAACAUUAAGACCCAUGGAAGAAGCAGCAUUCAGCUGGAAUUACUGGGAGCAUAUCCAUUUCUCAAGACCCUUUCUCUAACAGAUAAUAGCUUCAAAGGAGCAAUAUUUGCUCAAGAGCUGCGUAAUUUGACAAGCGUGGAAGAGUUGUUUCUGGAUCAUUCCUCACUUGAUGAAGAGUCUUUUAAGAGCUUUGGAGUAUUGCCUUUCCUUCAAUUUUUGUCUAUGAAAGCCCUCAAUGCUACCCUACCUACUC